AUGAGUUUUUUAUUCGGUAGCCGGUCUAAUAAGACAUUUAAACCCAAAAAGAACAUCCCCGAGGGCACACAUCAAUAUGACUUAAUGCGACACGCAGCCGCCACUCUAGGGUCUGGUAAUUUGCGGCUAGCUGUUAUGCUACCAGAAGGCGAGGACCUCAAUGAGUGGGUCGCAGUUAACACUGUGGAUUUUUUUAAUCAAAUAAAUAUGCUAUAUGGUACAAUAACGGAGUUCUGUACUGAAGAAUCCUGUGCAGUAAUGUCAGCGGGGCCAAAAUAUGAAUACCAUUGGGCAGAUGGUCACACUGUGAAAAAGCCCAUUAAGUGUUCUGCACCUAAGUACAUUGACUACCUCAUGACCUGGGCACAAGAUCAACUUGAUGAUGAAACAUUGUUCCCAUCUAAAAUAGGUGUGCCAUUUCCUAAGAAUUUUCUGUCAAUGGCAAAAACGAUCCUGAAGCGUUUGUUUCGCGUUUACGCCCAUAUCUACCACCAGCACUUUCCACAAGUUGUGCAGCUAGGUGAAGAGGCUCACCUUAACACUUCCUUUAAGCACUUCAUUUUCUUUGUUCAGGAAUUCAAUCUAAUUGAGCGGCGUGAGCUGGCACCCCUGCAGGAACUCAUUGAAAAGCUUACGGCCAAGGACACUCGAUGA
Molecule: messenger RNA, 654 nt
Organism: Pieris macdunnoughi
Lineage: Eukaryota; Metazoa; Arthropoda; Insecta; Lepidoptera; Pieridae
Source: the annotation of a GenBank genome assembly